GCGAAAAAUAUGGGUGAAAUUCGCAAGCGCGUCUUGAGUCCGUUGGUAUAUGGACCUGCUCUAUCCGCCGUGGGAAUUUAUUUGCUCAGGCGCUAUAUGCAGGGAGGUCAAUUCACCAAGAAAACGAAUGAGACAGGAAGAGUGGCGAUUGUGACUGGAUGUAAUACGGGAAUCGGAAAGGAGACUGUCUUGGAAUUGGCUCGCCGAGGAGCCACUAUAUACAUGGCUUGUCGCGAUAUGCAGAAGUGCGAGCAAGCCCGCAAGGAAAUAGUUGAGGCAACUAAAAACCCGAAUGUGUUUGCACGCGAAUUGGACCUCUGCUCCAUGGAAUCCAUAAGAAAAUUUGCAGCUGGCUUCAAGAAGGAGCAAAAGAAACUGCACAUACUCAUUAACAAUGCCGGGGUCAUGGACUGUCCCAAGAUGCUAACAACGGAUGGCUUUGAAAUGCAAAUAGGAGUAAAUCACAUGGGUCACUUCCUGCUCACACUCCUGCUCCUGGAUGUGCUCAAGAAUUCCGCGCCCAGUCGAAUUGUUGUCCUGUCCAGUAUUGCCCAUCGCUUCGGUUCAAUCAAUCAGGAUGAUCUCAACAGCGAAGAGUCCUACGAUCGAAAGCAGGCCUAUUGCCAGAGCAAGUUGGCCAAUAUUAUGUUUACGCGGGAACUGUCCAAACGUCUGCGGGGAACUCGAGUCACGGUAAACGCCUUGCAUCCAGGUGUUGUCAACACGGAGCUCUUUCGGAACACGUUCUUCUUGCGAACCAAACUUGGAAAAUUGCUCAUCGCACCGAUUAUUUGGAUUUUCAUAAAGACUGUCAGAAGUGGAGCUCAGACAACUCUAUAUGUAGCUCUGGACCCAAUCCUGAAGGAGGUCUCUGGACAAUACUUUAGUGACUGCAGGCCCAAACGAGUGGGAUCCGCUGCCCUGGACGAUGAUGCUGCCAAAUUUCUUUGGACAGAGAGCGAGAAGUGGACGGGUGCGCACCUUUAAGCAAGUUUAUAUGAUUUUAACGUUUCACCUUAUUUGGUACUUAUAUAUAUAAUGUAUGUAUAAUGUUAAAUUUUAUUAGCAGCGCUAGACAAAGUCCACGGAACAACUAUUAGAACAUAAUAACAACAUUUUGUGUGAAAACCAACAUUAACGAAAAUUAAAAUUUUAUUUAUACAUCUUUUA
Molecule: messenger RNA, 1170 nt
Organism: Drosophila kikkawai
Lineage: Eukaryota; Metazoa; Arthropoda; Insecta; Diptera; Drosophilidae
Product: retinol dehydrogenase 13
Source: RefSeq, a predicted model, not a curated record